CUUGCCAGUCAUCCUUAGGAUUUGCUGUCAAAUUUUUCAAAAUCUUCUCUGCUGUCACAGUCGUAGUUUUUUUUAGAAAAGAGACACGUUUUUCAUUUUAUUUUAAAAGAAGUAAAUACCAAUUUCCUUGUCAAAAAGAUGGCAGUUCGUAGCAUAAAUGAUGAAGCCCACUUUCAAGCUGAACUUUACGCAGCAGGGGUUCGUUUGGUUGUUGUCGAUUUCACCGCAAGCUGGUGUGGACCAUGUCGAGGAAUUGCUCCGCUUUUCGAACAGCUUCCAAACAAGUAUCCGAAGGCAAUUUUUCUAAAAGUUGAUGUUGAUAAAUGUCCGGAAACUGCCUCGAUGCAAGGAGUAUCUGCGAUGCCAACGUUCAUAUUUUAUAGAAAUAGGUCUAAGAUAGAUAUGCUGCGAGGUGCGGAUAUUCAAGGGUUAGAAGCAAAGAUCCAGGCCAACAUUGGAUCGGGAGACGAAACCGGUGAAGACUACGGCCAAGGCUUGAUGGAACUAAAUACAUUCAUUGACAAAACGCAAUGUGAAUGCUUGAACGAAAGUGACGACCAUCCUCUCGCGCACAGCUUUACCCAGACUGGCGGAUAUCUCCAAUCAGACUGCGACGAACAGCUGAUCAUGUCUAUCACAUUCAACCAAGCAGUGAAAAUCCACUCGCUGAAAUUCAAAGCUCCUUUACAACUAGGGCCCAAGGACAUCAAAAUCUUCAUCAAUCAGCCACGCACCAUUGACUUCGACAUGGCGGAAACGUGCACUUCCGUUCAAGACUUAUCAUUGACACCAACCGAUUUGGAAGGAAAUCCUGUCAACUUGCGAUACGUAAAGUUUCAAAAUAUCCAAAACAUUCAACUUUAUGUGAAGAACAAUCAAGGCGGCGGGGAAACUACACAAAUUGAUUAUUUAGGAUUCAUCGGAUCACCGAUUGUUACGACGAAAAUGGAAGACUUCAAACGUGUGACCGGUAAAAAGGGAGAAAGCCAUUGAAGAGUAGGUUGAGCGCUAAACUGGGUUGGAUAUUUCUUGUUACUUCUAUUCCAUUACUUGUUUUAUACAAAAUCUGGCUUUGUUUCGAAAUUAACCACUCUCGAGAUCAGGCGAAACCGAACUUCACACAAUAAACGAAUGCAUACGCGGCAACACCAUCCUUGCGGGACUAAUACAUUUCUAAAACUGAACGAUUUCUAAGCAAUUAUAAAAUUAAGUAAUAAAAUUCUAUCGCUAAAUAAAA
Molecule: messenger RNA, 1237 nt
Organism: Hermetia illucens (black soldier fly)
Lineage: Eukaryota; Metazoa; Arthropoda; Insecta; Diptera; Stratiomyidae
Gene: Txl
Product: thioredoxin-like protein 1
Exons: 5
Coding region: 139-993 (284 amino acids)
Source: RefSeq, a predicted model, not a curated record